UUACUCCUUUGACAAAUUGCACGCUGAGACACUAUCCUCCCAUCUUUAUACUGUAUCAUUGAAGUAGGGACCAAGAAAUAUCAAUGGAAUCACUGCCUGACUGCUCCGGAGUUGCUGCCUCCGGUUGCCUGCUCCUUGUGGAGUUUAUGUUUGUGGAUUUUAUUCUGAGAUGAAGAAAAGCUUGACAUCUGCUCUUUCUCCCUUAGGUACCUACCUUGCUACUUUUAUUCCACCAGGUCCUUCAAUCAUAAGGAAUGGCUGUCGGUGCUUGUGUAUCUGCUAGAAGCACUAAAAAGGUUUAUCCAGGGAAGACCACACCUUUCGUUCUUAUUACAUGCCUCAUCGCAGCCUCCAGUGGCCUCAUCUUUGGUUAUGAUGUUGGAAUCUCUGGUGGAGUUACCUCGAUGGAGUCAUUCCUUUCAAAAUUCUUUCCAUCGGUUUACAGGAAGAUGAUAGUGGCAGACAAAAAUGCUAAUCCUUACUGCAAAUUUGACAGCCAACUUCUCACAGCUUUCACUUCCUCACUCUACUUGGCUGCUCUGAUCACAUCUUUGUCGGCAUCCAAUUUCACCAGAACACUUGGAAGAAAGAACUCCAUGCUUAUUGGAGGCAUCAUCUUCCUCCUUGGAUCCUUGUUGAAUGGUGCUGCCCAAAAUGUUGCCAUGCUCAUAAUUGGCAGGAUCCUCCUUGGUGUUGGGGUUGCUUUUGCUUGCCAGGCUGCUCCUCUGUACCUCUCUGAAAUGGCUCCUGUGCAUCUUCGAGGCAUGCUUAAUAUGGGCUUCCAACUCAUGAUCACUUUCGGUAUCUUUUGUGCCAACCUCAUCAACUAUGCUACUUCCAAGUUCACAAAUAACUGGAAUUGGCGCAUAAGCUUAGGACUGGCUGCAGUCCCUGCCAUGAUCAUAACUCUUGGAUCAAUUUUCCUCCCUGACUCCCCCAACUCCCUCAUGGCACGGGGUCACCACGACAAAGCGAGGACGAUGCUUCAGAAGAUCCGUGGAAUUCCGAAUGUUGAUGAAGAGUUCGACGACUUGGUUGCAGCGAGUGAUGAACUGAAGAUGGUGCAGCAUGCUUGGUCCAAUGUCAUCAAAAGGAAGUAUAGGCCACAACUCGUGAUGGCUGUGCUUUUGCCAGCCUUACAGCAGUUAACUGGGAUCAACGUCAUCAUGUUCUAUGCUCCUGUUCUCUUCAAGACCAUUGGAUUUGGAAGCAAUGGCUCGCUGAUAUCUGCAGUUAUCAUAGGCCUGGUGAACAUGUUCUCUACUUUGGUCUCAAUCUUCACUGUGGACAAGAUUGGUAGAAGAUCCCUUUAUUUGGAAGGUGGACCUCAGAUGUUCAUUUGCCAGAUUAUUGCUGGAACGUUGAUUGCGAUAAAUUUUGGGAGCAGCGAAGAAGCAAACAUGUCCAAGUUAUAUGCUUGGUUUCUGCUUGCCUUCGUUUGCAUCUAUGUUGCCGGUUUCGCGUGGUCAUGGGGUCCGCUGACGAUCCUCGUAGCCAGUGAAAUAUUCCCACUGGAGAUUAGAACAGCAGCCCAAAGCAUUUUUAUAUCUGUCAAUAUGUUCUUCACCUUCAUUGUUGCCCAAGCUUUCCUCCAGAUGCUGUGCCACUUCAAGUUCGGACUGUUCUACUUCUUUGGAGGUUGGGUGAUGAUCAGCACCGUGUUCGUCUAUUUGUUUUUGCCUGAAACAAAAAACAUUCCGAUCGAGAAAAUGGCCCUCGUGUGGAAAGAUCACUGGUUUUGGAGCAAGAUCGUUGCGGACGAUCAUGUCCAUAAAGAACAGGACGAUGUGGAUGAGAUGGAAAGCAAGAAGAGGCUGGACUCUACAAUCUGAAAAUCUAGAUGAGUUAUAGGAUGACCAAAAUUUUAUAUCAUAAAUUUGCUUUCCUGUACUGUAUAAUCAUUUUCAAUUGUGAUUUAGGCAGUGGAUUGUAUUGUUAAUUAGCGUAUAAUCAGAUUAUCAGGUAGUAACUAGAGAUGUGGAAUCUAAUAUUUUUAGCAAAUAAUAUGAAGCAACACAUUUUUCAGGUUCA
Messenger RNA from Zingiber officinale, 2031 nucleotides. Its product is annotated as sugar transport protein MST3-like. The transcript has 4 exons. Gene Ontology annotation, biological process: monosaccharide transmembrane transport. The record is from RefSeq and is a predicted model, not a curated record. Gene Ontology annotation, molecular function: monosaccharide transmembrane transporter activity. Lineage: Eukaryota; Viridiplantae; Streptophyta; Magnoliopsida; Zingiberales; Zingiberaceae. Bases 255 to 1832 code for a protein of 525 amino acids. Gene Ontology annotation, cellular component: membrane.